Molecule: messenger RNA, 756 nt
Organism: Oikopleura dioica
Lineage: Eukaryota; Metazoa; Chordata; Appendicularia; Copelata; Oikopleuridae
Source: the annotation of a GenBank genome assembly
AUGGCUUUCAUUCCCGGAAUUUUCGACAUCGCCCGGGCGGUCAAAAAAUAUUACAAAAAGCGAAACUCGUCGAAAUCUUCCGAAACCUCGAGCUUGAAAAAAAUGAACAAAUCUGAGCGAUGCACAAAAUUGAUGAUGACGAUUUGUUCCGAAGCGAUUCAGAUUGUUGUUUUGAUGCUGACGUUUUUCAUUUUUAUGCUGAGCCUGAUUGUUUCCUCCUGCAUUCCAGCGGAUAAUUAUAUCGACGCCCGCUUGCGAGUUAUGUCCGAAAACGGAACGAUGCUGAACAAACAAAGCCCCCUGGCGCAAGAAAAACAAGACCACGACCUGAACUCUGGUCCAAUUUGUCACCUCUUCCCGAAGCAAUAUUUCGAUACUCACAUGCGUCUUGGGGACGAAUGCCUUCCGAAAACAAGCGAGUGGAUGACCAUGGAAGAUGGUUGCGAACUCGCGCAGUUGAGGACAAAACCGAUCGUUGUCAGUCACACUUGUUCAAAUCCCGUCGAAUAUUUUGUCUUUGUCGCGAUUCUUAUCGCAAUGUUCCUUGAAUUAUUCGUCCUGCUUUUAUACGUCUGGAAGCGAUACGGUCAAAUUCUCAAGAAAGAAAUCCACCUCCGAAAAUCAUCCUACUACGGCAGGAAAUCGUCAGUUUUUGCUUCUCGAUUCUACGACCUCUCAAAUUCGCAAACAAAAGAUCAAGGCAUUCUUGGCCACGAAACGACCGCUCCUGGAAAAUUUUCAUUGAGAAAUAAAUGA